Penicillium argentinense is the source of this 882-nucleotide messenger RNA. Its product is annotated as PGAP3/PER1 family protein. Bases 1 to 882 code for a protein of 293 amino acids. Lineage: Eukaryota; Fungi; Ascomycota; Eurotiomycetes; Eurotiales; Aspergillaceae. The transcript has 3 exons. Gene Ontology annotation, cellular component: endoplasmic reticulum membrane. The record is from RefSeq and is a predicted model, not a curated record. Gene Ontology annotation, molecular function: hydrolase activity, acting on ester bonds. Gene Ontology annotation, biological process: GPI anchor biosynthetic process.
AUGAAUCUAGGCGGAAGAGUGAGCCCUUCUCUACUAUUCGUUUUUGUGCUUUUGGCCGUUCUUGCCGGUCGGUCCACUGCGUCUUUGGGUGACCAUCUCCCCGACUUCAAAGAAUGUGUUCAGGUCUGUAAAACCGAAAAUUGCCAGAGCGGCAAUUCGGUGCUCCCUCUGCACCACCGCCUGUUACUAUGGACCUGCCCUGCCGAAUGCGACUACACCUGCCAACAUGUCAUCACCGACAAGCGAGUGUCCCGUGAUCCACCAAUGCUGAGCCCGGUAGUCCAAUUCCAUGGCAAAUGGCCCUUCCGCAGAAUUCUGGGGAUGCAGGAGCCCUUUUCGGUGCUGUUCUCCUUCCUCAACUUCGCUGCGCAUUGGCACGGCAUGUCUCGAAUCCAGGAGACGAUUCCGGCCUGGCACUCGCUGCGCAAGUACUACAUGGCAUUUGGAUACUUUGGACUGGCUAGCUGGACCUUCAGUAUGAUCUUCCACACCCGGGACUUCCCAAUCACAGAGAAGUUUGAUUACUGGGGCGCCGGCGCCAGCGUCUUGUACGGACUGUAUCUGGCGGUUGUCCGCAUCAUGCGCCUGGACCUGGAAACUCCCCAAUACCGCCCGACCUUGCGUCGCCUGUGGACGGCGACUUGUAUCGUGCUUUACUCCCUCCACGUAUGCUAUCUUAGCUUCUGGUCCUGGGACUAUACGUACAAUAUGGCAGCCAACGUCGCGGUCGGUAUCAUUCAGAAUCUGUUGUGGACGGGCUUUAGUAUUGUCCGAUACCAGAGAUAUCUCAAGACUUGGACGGCCUGGCCUGGUAUGAUUGUUGCGUGGCUCAUUCUGGCCAUGAGCUUGGAGCUGCUCGACUUCCCCCAUGGCGUGGAUUGA